AUGCAAUUAAGUAAGAAAGCUUUAUUUUCUCUAGCUACUUUGUUGGUUCAAGCCCUUUCUGUUCAAGCUCAAGGGGGUGAAGCCACUGCUCCAGAAGAUUCUUCUGUUGUCAAGUUAAACGCUGAAACUUUCAAUGAAUUUAUCAAGGAAAACCCAUUAGUCAUGGCUGAAUUUUUUGCCCCAUGGUGUGGUCAUUGUAAGAACUUGGCUCCACAAUACGUGGAUGCUGCUGCUCAAUUGGAAUCUAGAAACAUCCCAUUGGCUCAAGUUGAUUGUACUGAAAAUGAUGAAUUAUGUUUGGAACAUGGUAUCAGAGGUUAUCCAACCAUUAAAGUUUUCAAAGAUGGUAAUGUCACCCAUCCAACCGAUUAUGAAGGUCAAAGAUCUGCAGGUGCUAUUGUCAAAUUCAUGGUGAAAAACUCUUUGCCACCUGUUCAAGUCUUGAGUACUCAAGAUGAAUUAUUGGCUGCUUUGAAUGAAACCGUCGCACCGGUUAUUGUCGAUUCCGGUGUUGAAGGUUAUAAUGAAACUUUCUACAGCGUUGCCAAGGGUUUAAGUAUGGAUUACACUUUUAUCUCCUUUCCAGAUUCCAAAGCUAAAUCCAAGUUAACUUUAUAUUUACCAAAGGAUCAAGCUAUUACCAAAGAUACUGAAGAUAUUUUAGAAAAAUUCGAAAAAAUCGAAUUCGAUGGUGAUUUCAAGAAAUUAGUUAAAGAUGAAGAAAUCACUUCUAAUUGGAUUAAAGCUGAAGCUGUUCCAUAUUUCACCGAUUUAAACGGUGACAACUACAAAUCUUUCUUUGAAGCUGGUAUCCCAUUAGCCUACUUAUUCUAUAACGAUGAAGAAGAAUUACAACAAUAUAUUCCAAUCAUGACCAAGAUUUCCAAAGCUAACCGUGGUAAGAUGAAUUUCGUCCAUUUGGAUUCCAAGAGAUAUGGUAGAUUUGCUGAAAACUUGAACAUGAAACAACAAUUCCCAGCAUUUGCCAUCCAAGAUUUCGAAGCCAAUUUGAAAUAUGGGUUACCACAAUUAUCUGAAGAAGAAUUUGAAAAAAUUAAAGAACCUGCUCAAUUCACUGAAAAGGAAUUAUCCAAAUUAGUUAAAGAUGUUUUGAAAGGUAGCGCUGAACCAAUUGUCAAAUCCGAAGAAAUCCCAGAAACUCAAGAUUCUCCUGUUAUUAAGAUUGUUGCCAAGAACCAUGAUGAAAUUGUUAAUGAUUCUUCCAAGGAUGUCUUGGUUAAAUACUAUGCUCCAUGGUGUGGUCAUUGUAAGAGAAUGGCUCCAGUUUAUCAAGAAUUAGCUGAUAUUUAUGCAUCUGACAAGAAAUUAAAAGAUAAAGUUGUCAUUGCUGAAAUGAAUGGUGAAUUGAACGAUGUUGCUAGUGUCAAGAUUGAAGGUUACCCAACUCUUAUCUUAUACCCAGCUGGUAAGAAUUCUGAACCUGUAGAAUUCUCUGGUGCUAGAGAUUUAGAAACUUUUAUCAAUUUCAUUAAAGAAAACGGUAAAAACAGCGUUGAUGGUAAUGAAGCUUUGACAAGUUUAAGAGAAGAACAAGAAAAGGCUAAAGCCAAAGAAGAAGAAGAAGCUUUAGAUUUAGAUUUAGAUAACGAUGAUGAAGAUGUUGAAGAUGAAUUGGAAAAUGAUGAAUUGUAA
Messenger RNA from Henningerozyma blattae CBS 6284, 1653 nucleotides. RefSeq lists its product as uncharacterized. Gene Ontology annotation, biological process: protein folding; response to endoplasmic reticulum stress. Gene Ontology annotation, molecular function: protein disulfide isomerase activity. The transcript has a single exon. Gene Ontology annotation, cellular component: endoplasmic reticulum. The record is from RefSeq and is a predicted model, not a curated record. The coding region runs from base 1 to 1653 and encodes 550 amino acids. Lineage: Eukaryota; Fungi; Ascomycota; Saccharomycetes; Saccharomycetales; Saccharomycetaceae.